Rotaria sordida is the source of this 867-nucleotide messenger RNA. The record is from the annotation of a GenBank genome assembly. Lineage: Eukaryota; Metazoa; Rotifera; Eurotatoria; Philodinida; Philodinidae.
AUGUCUGGUUAUUCAGGUCCACCAUCGGUUAAUCCAUAUUGGUAUUAUGAUCCUCAUGGAUAUCAACCUAAUGUUAGUGUUUCAUUCAAUACCAAUAUUUCAGUCAAUACAUCACCACAUCCAUCAUUUGAUAUGUGUAAUAAUAAUAAUAAUAAUAGUACUAGUCGAUUUGCUGAUUCUGGUUAUCUAUCUCGAACACCUACACCACCAACACCUGUACGUAUUCUUUCACCCCAACCAUUAUCAAUGCGACAAGAAUUAGAUAACAAAGAGAGUGAUUCAAGAAUGUCAGAAAAAUCAUUCGAUGAAAGUAAACCACGUUUACCAUAUGUGAAACGUACAAGAAUUCAAUAUACACAUCAACAAUUACAAGUAUUAGAACUAGCUUUUGAAGACAAUCAUUAUCCCGAAGUAACGACUGUUGAUCAACUUGCUGAAAUUCUUGGUGUUCGACAUGAAAAAAUUUCCAUCUGGUUUCAAAAUCGUCGUUCACGUUUUAAGAGACAACAAAAACCUAAAUCUACAUCAUCAUCAAAUGAUGUAACUAAAAAAAUAACACAUUCAAGUUCAAUACCAUCAGCUGUACCAUCAUCAUCUUAUGAUCCAUCGACAUCUUAUUAUCCAUCAUAUUUUUGGCCAUCUCCUAUAGUUGAUAAUCGAAUAGCAGCAUCAUCGUAUUCAGUUAGUCCUCAUGUUCCAUCUUGUUAUGACUCUAACACAAGUCCCAUGUGGAAUACGAAUAAUAAUGCAGCUUAUUUAAGCUCGACACAAUGGCAUCAAUCUUCAUGUUCGACAAUGAACUUAUCAUUAUCAUCUCCUUCAUCGCCGUGUACUUCAUUAUUAUCUGAACAUCUUCCGUCAAUGUAA